GGUAAGCCCAAAGAAAUCAUAUCUGACAAUGGAAGAAAUUUUGUCGCAGCUGCAAAGGAGCUGCAACACUUCUUCAAGCUUUAUUCAGACUCCUUUGUUGCCUUUGCAUCUGAUCAUGAUAUAAAGUUUUCAUUUACCCCGGCUUACGCUCCUAACUUUAACGGCUAUGUAGAAGCAGGCAUCAAGUCUGCAAAGUUCCAUAUAAAACGUAUAAUGGGCGACACACACCUCACCUUCGAAGAGCUGUCUACUCUAUUCGCCCAAAUAGAGGCAAUCCUCAAUAGUCGCCCUCUCACCCCUCUGUCACCCUCUCCUAACGACUACAAUGCGCUCACACCGGGACACUUUCUCCUUGGCAGGCCGCUCACAUCACUACCGGGCCCGUCGCUGCUUGAUGACAACAUGAAGAGGCUACACCGCUACAAUCUCCUGGAGCACCUCCGGCAACACUUCUGGAAGCGGUGGCAAGCUGAAUACGUGGCGGAACUUCAGCAACGAGUCAAAUGGCGUAUACGGCAGGCUGACCUCAAGACAGGAGACUUGGUAGUCUUGAAGGAGGACAACCUUCCACCUCUGAUGUGGCGUAUGGGCAGAGUCGAAGCGACAUACCCAGGGACAGACGGCGUGCCGAGGGUAGCGGACAUCCGCACUUCCAAGGGCGUAACCAGACGAGCCUUGAACAAAAUUUGCAUCCUUGUAGAAGAGUCUUGAAAGCAGGGCUUUCAAGGGCCCCAGGAUAUGUUCGCGCCGCAAUACGAGGAAC
This is a messenger RNA of Amyelois transitella, 763 nucleotides long. RefSeq lists its product as uncharacterized. Lineage: Eukaryota; Metazoa; Arthropoda; Insecta; Lepidoptera; Pyralidae. The coding region runs from base 214 to 711 and encodes 165 amino acids. The record is from RefSeq and is a predicted model, not a curated record. The transcript has a single exon.